AUGAAUACAGAGAAACGUACUAUGGGCUACGCCAAAGAGACACAUCCGGUGUACUCUAAGUUAAAAGUGGCGAUGUUACAGGUACUUCUGGAUGUGGCAAUAAUUUCCCAUUUUUUCCAAGCCAUCAUUAAAACUUUGUUUGAAUUUAUUGUGCCAUUCCCAAAGAACUUACAGAUACCAAGCGGCCAUGAAGAGACUACAAAUCUUAAGAAAGAAGAGGAAGAAAGCAUUAAAGGUGAAUGCGAAGGAUUAUUUCCGACUAUAACCAAAACCAGUCUCAGUGGCAAGGUAGAUGAGAAGUCAACUCCGGGGAGCCCACAACCAUGUUCCACUGGGUUAACGACUCGUUUAUUACCAUUUAAGAAUGAAAGGGGCGAAAUCGAAUGGACAUUCACUGAUGAUAUUGUUCCGGGCACCGAGUUGGACUGUUUCAAGAUGACACCUACAGUUGUAGAGAGGAAGAUCCCAGUAAAUGCCGUAAAUGAACAUAUAUAUGAUCACGGACAUGAAAAUCAUAUUAAACAGGAGAAUAAUUUAUCGCCAACAUCUUCGAAUUCAUCAAAUAAUGAAUCCAUUUUAUCUAACGAGAAGAACAAGAAAAAGGAUAAAGAGGAAACGCCGAUGACGUCUAACUCGAGCCCAUACUCAUCUUCAGACCAUGAUGAAUAUAAGGUGAAAUCUGAAGAAGAUGGUGAAAUCAAGACAUAUAACUGUCCGCAUUGCAAUGCCGUAUUCAAGAUUAGAGGUUAUUUAACUAGACACGUAAAGAAGCAUGCAAUCAAUAAGGCUUAUUCUUGCCCAUUUCAUAAGUUCAGCAUAUACAUCGAUGAAAAUAAUAUCACCCAUAAAUGUCAUCCAACAGGUGGGUUCUCGAGAAGAGACACAUAUAAAACCCAUUUAAAGGCAAGACAUUUUAAAUACCCGCAUGGUACCAAAACCAAGGACAGGUCUAAUACUCCAGGUAAUUGUUCAAUGUGUGGCGAACAUUUCCAAAAUAGUGAAAUUUGGUGUGAAAUACAUAUUGAAGGUGCAGAGUGUAAAUUUUUACCUGCUGGCUUCAAGGGUAAGUCCAUCAUCAAGAAUAGGCUAAAGAAGCAGUUAACCAAGCAAAGAUCGAAAAAAUUGGGCGAAAGCAUUGAUUCAUGUAGCUUGUUCGAAACUCCUUCUUCAAAUUGUUCAAAAACACCUGUUCCCCUGGACAACAAUUUAAUGUCUUAUGAUUACAACAAUUCCAACUCUCCUAGUAACUCAACCAGUUCGGAGAAUGCUAACUGUGCGAAUCUGGCCACUAAUGUUGUAACUCCAGAUGUAAAUGAUCAAAAUGGGAGUUACAACCAAUUAUUUCAACUUCCAACACCAAGCACGCAAAAACUACAACAACAUCAACAGGAUGAACAGCAUCAAGAUCAACAACCAAGACAACAAAACCAGGGAGUACAUCAACGACAACAACAUCCAUAUCAACAAGAUGAACAAGAACCAGAGUAUCUUAUGUUUGAGCAAUUCAAACCUCACAAAAGUAUUUUUCAAGAAUCGCAAUUAUUGUAUGAAGACUAUGAUGAUGAGUUUUGCUUAGAUGUUGAUCAAUUAAAUAAAACAGGUUCCAACAACUACAAUGAAAUUUUGAGCUAUCUUCCUCAGAAUAGUGGUCAACCGUAUCAACAGCAUGUGCAUUAUUAA
Molecule: messenger RNA, 1680 nt
Organism: Debaryomyces tyrocola
Lineage: Eukaryota; Fungi; Ascomycota; Pichiomycetes; Serinales; Debaryomycetaceae
Source: the annotation of a GenBank genome assembly